AUGUCUGACGAAAUUGCUGCAUUGGUUGUUGAUAAUGGGUCUGGUAUGUGCAAGGCCGGAUUUGCUGGAGACGAUGCUCCCAGAGCCGUUUUCCCGUCCAUCGUUGGCCGUCCCAGGCACAAGGGUGUGAUGAUAGGAAUGGGCCAGAAAGACUCCUACGUUGGCGAUGAAGCCCAGUCGAAGAGAGGAAUCCUUUCAUUGAGAUAUCCAAUUGAGCAUGGUAUUGUUACAAACUGGGAUGACAUGGAAAAAAUAUGGCAUCACACCUUUUUCAAUGAGCUUCGUGUUGCGCCUGAGGAGCACCCCGUCCUUUUGACCGAGGCCCCGAUGAACCCCAAGAACAAUCGCGAAAAGAUGAUCCAGAUUAUGUUUGAAACCUUCAAUACGCCCGCCUGCUAUGUUGCCAUUCAGGCCGUGCUUUCUCUGUAUGCUUCUGGACGUACCACCGGAAUUGUGUUGGAUUCUGGCGAUGGUGUAAGCCAUACGGUUCCCAUCUAUGAAGGAUAUGCCCUUCCGCACGCCAUUCUUCGUCUUGAUAUGGCUGGUCGCGACAUGACUGACUACCUUAUCAAAUUGCUCACGGAGCGCGGCUAUUCGUUUACUACGUCUGCCGAGCGCGAAAUCGUUCGAGAUAUCAAGGAGAAGCUGUGCUAUGUUGCAAACGAUUUUGAACAAGAAAUGCAAACUGCUGCCAAAUCUUCUUCCAUUGAAAAGACCUAUGAACUUCCUGAUGGCCAAGUGAUCACCAUUGGCAAUGAGCGUUUCCGUACUCCAGAGGCCCUCUUCCAGCCCUCAUAUUUGGGAUCUGAAAGCGCUGGCAUCCAUGAGACCACAUACAAUUCUAUCAUGAAAUGUGAUCUUGAUAUUCGCAAGGACUUGUACUCAAAUGUAGUCCUUUCUGGAGGAACCACCAUGUAUCCAGGCAUUGCCGAGCGCAUGCAAAAAGAGCUCUCGGCCCUUGCCCCACCCACUAUGAAGGUGAAGAUCGUUGCUCCUCCUGAGCGCAAAUACUCCGUAUGGAUUGGUGGCUCGAUUCUGGCGUCCCUUUCUACCUUCCAGCAGAUGUGGAUUUCGAAACAAGAGUACGAUGAACACGGUCCCUCUAUCGUCCAUCGUAAGUGCUUCUAA
Molecule: messenger RNA, 1128 nt
Organism: Mitosporidium daphniae
Lineage: Eukaryota; Fungi; Microsporidia
Exons: 1
Coding region: 1-1128 (375 amino acids)
Source: RefSeq, a predicted model, not a curated record